Messenger RNA from Zootoca vivipara (common lizard), 11143 nucleotides. It is a transcript of the gene ZNF106, whose product is annotated as zinc finger protein 106. Gene Ontology annotation, biological process: insulin receptor signaling pathway. Gene Ontology annotation, cellular component: membrane; cytosol. Gene Ontology annotation, molecular function: RNA binding; SH3 domain binding. Lineage: Eukaryota; Metazoa; Chordata; Lepidosauria; Squamata; Lacertidae. The record is from RefSeq and is a predicted model, not a curated record.
AGAGGUGGACGGCUCUCCAGUGCGUGGGGAGGAGGAGAGGCUGAGAUUAAGUGCAGGCACGGCGACAAUGUAGAUGGGGUGGCUGUAGGUCACGAGUAUGCGAGACCUACAGCUCCGGUUAUUUAUGAGAUGGGGCAGUUCGGGGGAACCAUCUUAAAUGAAGUUGUUAGGGCUGCCGAGCACGUAAGGCUGGAGGGCAGCGUGCAAGCAGCCUUUGCGCGAGAUUUUGUACUUUUGAAGCACACAUUGGAGGACUAACACAAAGCCCCACUUGUGGCAGUAAAAGCCUAACCUAAAAACCUUGUUUUAGGGCGUGAUAUCGGAGACAUAUUUUUUCUUGCAUUAUAGCUUUCACAACUUGCACGCACCAUGCAGGCAGCAUUGUAAUUAGGAGCAUCCUAUAAAGUAUGGGGGGGCUAACUAUUAAUGUAUACAUUUUGCAUACCAUUUAAUAUGUUGCUGCAAAUGGGUAUGUUGGCAUCUGCUAGUGCUUCUUAAACUGUGGUGUGGAAAUUUGGGGCACUUUCCUCAGAGUUACAAUGUUCUCUCUACAGUAGAGAAUAAUGCUGAAGAUGCCGCCACUUUAUUUUAAAAAUAAAAAUUGUAUUGGCUGUUGGGAAUACUUCAGAGGUGUAGUUUUUUCAAACUUCCAUAAUGAUGUUUGACACAUUUUCUUGGAUCAUUCUAAAAAGUGUUUGUGUGACUUUUAAGCCUUUCAAGAGUUGUUCUAUGUAACAGAUAUGAAUGCAGUCCACAAAGAACAAAUUAGAAUAACCCUUAGUACAACUUAAUAUGUAUAUAUGUAGUUUGUUUUCAAGCAUGAAACUGGUAAUUGUAAAUUAUGACCCAAACUUAAGAGUUACUGUGAUAUCAAGUCUUAAUGUCUGGGUUGGUUCAUAUGGGGAAAGGCAGACACUGAGGCAUUGGGUUCCUCAGCUGCAUAAGGCUUCAUAGGUCAAAUCCAGCACUUUGAAUUAGGCCCAGAAGUUAUCUGGUAGCCAGUGCAGGAUUGGUGUUCUGUGCGCAGAGCAUCUUGCCCUGGUGAGUGGCCUGGCCACCAAAUUAUGCACCAGUUACAGUGUCUGAACUGUCUUCGAAAGUAGUCCCUUCUAUAAAACAUUGCAAAAGUUACCAGAGCAUAGACAACAGAAGUUAGGCUAUCCCUGUGUACAUAAUCUGGGUCACCAACUGAAGCUGAUGGAAGGCACUCUGCACCACUGAGGCCAUGAAAGCAUUUGAUGGGACAACAUUUUCCUUGAAAGAGAAGCCAAAUCUGCUAUUUAUUUCCAGCAUACAGUUGCAGGGGUCGGAUAAGACAUUUUCAAAGUGUUCACUAUGGGCCGAGAAAGAAAAUGUAUAUUGUGUCACAUCAUAUACAGCUCAAAAAAGGAGAUGGAUGAGCACAUGAGAAGUAUGCUUCACCACAGGGAACUUGAAAAUCUGAAAGGGAGGGACAGCAAUCAUGAGUGCCAGGUGUGCAGGGUGACAGUGGUGGGCUUGUCGGCGUAUGCUAAGCACAUCUCCAGCCAGCUGCACAAAGACAACAUCGAAGCCCACGAUGGAGAAGAAGGGAAAGAAGAGACUAACGAAGAAUACUUUGACAAGGAACUCAUCCAGUUAAUUAAACAAAGAAAUGAGCAGAACCGGGCAGGUGAAGUGUGCCGUGUGAACCAUGAAACAGAAAACAACGACAGGAGAUUACAAAGAAGACAAGAUGAAAGAACUUACCAAGACCGAGACACUUACGAUUCAUCAUCAAGAUAUCAUUGUGGACCAUCGCAGAGGGAGUGGAACUGGGAAAGUGACGGUUUCUUAAAUCCCAGACAAGGCCAAUUCACACAUCCCGCAAGGAAUCCUAAGAAUGCAAACAGGCAUCUGAGCAAGCAAAGAGGACGACCUGGGUGGCAUCAAAAUAAUACUGGAGUGUCUCCAAAUCGCUAUCAUAACUACGGGAAUAAUGGAGGUGCUUGGCAUCAGAAUGCCAGAGGAGGAAUACCAGGCUGGCACCACGGUGGCAGGGGAAGAAGUUCCAAGUGGAAUUCCGAAGGAGAAAAUACCUUUUCUUACUGGCAAGCCAAAAAUUCAGGUGGAAACUGGAAGCCUGGUCGACAAAAUGGAAGGGGAUGGAAUUUAGGAAGAAGCAGGGCUCCAAACAAUAGUUCCCAGUUAGAUAGUGUGGAUGCUUCCUGGUUAAAAAGCAAAAGUGCGCAGGAUAAAUACAAUAGAGAAAGAUAUGCAUGGCAGUGGCAAGACAGCAGUUCUGUGGUUCCUUAUAUGGGCCUUGCUAAUGAAAAUGACAACAGGGAUUGUGUUUUGGAUUUCACUAGUGAUCAGCUUCCUUCAGAUGGGGUACUAAACUUUGGUGUUUCUGAGCAACCAGAGAGCAAGACCUCCAAAGUCAAUGGAAAGAGCACCAGCCCUUCCCGAGAAAAAACAAAUCGCUGGGCUCCAUAUCCCUCUCAGAAAACGAUAGAACAGCAGCCACUGUGUGAUGAGAAUGUAGCUACAGCUCCAGAGAAAGCAGAUUCCGGUCGUCUGUCAUUGUCUCCAAAAUGCACAGAUCCUAAAACCAAUAACCCCAAACUGAAAAAAUGGGAAGAGACUUAUUCAACAUCCCCCAAUUACAAAAUGGCAUCCAACAAACUUGUACCAUGCAAGAAGGCAGUAGACUUAACCAGUGAGAAAAAAUCAGACCAGGCUGAAGGCAAAGGUAAUAGGAUGCCAUCUUUGAAGUCCCCACUUCUGGCUAUUCCCGAUAUAAAGCCAUCUUCUCAAAAAAGAAGCCCAAAGAAUCUCUUGAAACAUGUCCAGCUUUUGUUAUCCUCAUCAUCUGGAGAAAGCCAGAGCCAACUAAAUGCACUAAAUUUAGAUGCUAACAAUGCCUCCCCGUUUGGAUCCAAGCUGAGUAAUGAAUGUAAUGGCCAUAACAGUUUAAAAGGCAUCACACAUGUGCGUAGCAGCAAUGAAAAUCUAGGCGAAGCAUUACAAAAUGCCAAAGAAGUACUUGAGAAUAGCCAGUCUUUCCAAAACUCUUGCCUGAUCCCUUGUAGAGAUACUCAGACUGACGGGAAUGACAAAUUGAGUACUGAAGGUCCAGGAUUGUCUCUGAAGAUGCAUGAGCCCCAGAUAGAUGGAUUGGAGGAUGAGAACUCUGGAGGUGGAACAGGAACCAAAAGUACUCACUCUAAUGCUUUCUCAACUUGUGAUCUUGGUGAACCUGGCCAUACGGCAGCUAAAAAAGGUGGCUAUCUAUUGGAGUUGAAGAAUACUGAUAACAAAUAUGCCAAAUUCCAAAUGGGCUCUCUAUCUCUAUCCAACUUUCAAGAUGACCUAGAAACAGACUUGAAAGCAUCUCUGGAAGAGGAUGGUGACGGAAGCACGACAAAAUCAAAUGAUGCUCCAGAAGAGGAAAGCUAUGCAGUUCACUCUAAUCAGGAGCUGCAGAAAGAUGCAGGAGGGCAGCCCUCCGGCCCUCUUCUUCCUGAACUGAGUAAACUUGGCUUUCCAGCUUCUCUCCAAAGAGACCUAACGUGGCGCACCAACUUGAAGAGCAAAACUGGCUCACAUCUACCUGAACCCAACCUGAACAGUGCAAGGCGCAUUCGCAAUGUCAGUGGCCACCGGAAGAGCGAAGCUGAGAAAGAAUCGGGGCUCAAGCCUACUUUGCGGCAGAUUAUUAGCGUGUCUCGUAGAAAUGUAAACUGGGAGCAGGUAAUUCAGCAGGUGACAAAGAAGAAGCAAGAACUUGGCAAAGGUUUACCCAGGUUUGGCAUUGAGAUGGUUCCUCUCAUCCAGAAUGAACAAGAGGACCUUGAGUUGGAUGAAGAAGGUGACCUGACCAGCCUUGAAGGAUUCCACUGGGAGGGGAUAUCCCUAGGCUCCCCUGGGACUGUUAGGAAACGUAGUCUCUCCGAAAGCAGUGUUGCUGUAGAUAAGACCGCCUCCGUUUAUAGUUUUUUCAGCAGUCAAGGCUCAAGCAAAGAAAAUGAACAAAUGAGCUCAGUUGCCAACACUGAGGAUGUAACAUACGGCUCCCAGAUGCUUGCAGUUGCUGUGGCUAGUGUGAAACAAGAGUCUUCUUCUCUUCCUUCCUCACCGUCCAUGUCUGACAGGACUGAUUCCAGGGGAAGGAGGCUCAGCCUACAGUCUCCCCCUAAUGUUAACAGACUCACACCGUUUAGUGCAGGACAAAGCCCAAGAAGCCCAGACUACAGGGCCCGGGCACUUGAAACCCAAGACAUGUUGGAGAGUCCAGGGGAAAGGUUCUGUAUGGCUUCAGCCCUAGCAGCAUUCAGCACUCUAGAUGCCGCUACAGACAGCAGCUACACAUCGGGCAACGAGCAGAACGACAGCCAGGGAAUUGGCAAAAAAAGAAGAGCAACCGGAGAGGGGUCCUCUCCUGAAAUUCCAAGUCUAGAAAGAAAGAAUAAAAGAAGAAAGAUUAAAGGCAAAAAAGAGCGUUCACAGGUAGACCAGUUGUUGUCUAUUUCUCUGAGGGAAGAAGAAUUGAGCAAGUCCUUGCACUGUGUGGAUGGAAGCCUUGUGCCAGCUCGAGCUGCUCUGCAGGCAGCUUAUAUUGAAGUCCAACGGCUGCUUGUACUGAAACAGCAGAUAUCGGUGGAAAUGGGCACUUUGAGAAGCCAAAGAAUUCAGAUCCUGCAGGGAUUGCAAGAAACCUAUGAACCUUCCGAACAGCUGCAGCAACUUCAACCCAGUGGCUCAAAUGAAAAAAGAAAUAACAAACUUCCGCCAACACAGGAUCUAAUUGCUAAUCCAGGUGGUCUUGUUCCUCUUUUGGAAGCUGCUUCACACCUCUCUGCCCAGAUACCUGCAGUUCCUUUGGCAGCUCCUGUCCAUGCAAGCACUCCACCUACAUUCCAAACCACUGGUGCCAUUGGAGCCAUCACAAUCCCAGAUUCAUCUGUUCAAAUCAAGCAAGAACCUGCAUCUCCAAAGCUUCGAGAAGAGAGCAUGAAUAUUCCUGAACAGAGGUAUCCAUGUUCUCCACAGGCAGAGGCUCUGUUUCAGAAUGGGAAUAUGAGCCAACAACCUUUGCUGCACCCAGUUAUCUCUGCUACCAUGUCUUUUUCUGCACUUAUUGAUUUCCAAGAUAUGCAGAAACCUGUUCCAGAUAAGGAAAGGGCCAGGUCUUCCUCCAGCUAUUCACCAUCGCUCUUGGCAGAGAAGGCAGAAGAAAACAAAAUCCCACCAGACAACACCGUUGUGGAACAGUGCAGUAGCUCCUUUCAGAGCCCAACCUUUCCCUCUGAACUGCCUGCGGAUGAAGAUCCCAGACAGGCAAUGGAGCAGAUGGCGGUUUCCGCACUGGUCUCCGUGGGGAGCAAAAUGAGCAAGAAAAAGAAGAAGCUGAAGAAGAAGAAAGCACUGCGAGCAGCCCGUGUCCCUGAGAACAGUGAUACAGAGCAGGAUGUAAGUGACUCAAAGCCUUUAAGGAAAGUCAAGAUGGUAAAGGGGACCAGAGGGGGGAAAGUUACAACGUCCACCCCUCCAAAGCAAGAGGAUGCAGAGGCUGCUCGGGAAGGAAAGCGGAAGAAAGACGAGAAUGAGAGUGACACGUCUCUGGAAUUUGUGGAAGUCCCCAAAUCUCCCCUGGAAGUGGUUGCCAUCAGUUCAUCAGAAUCGGGGGAUGAAAAACCAGACAGCCCUUCUAAGAGGGAUGCGCUGAAUUCCUCAGAGCAGCUUCUGAGAGAGGCGUCUCGGUCUGGCUACGAUGAAGUGAGCUCUACCAGUGAGAUUGGAACAAGCUAUAAGGAUGGCAUUGGUAGAAGUGUGGCUGAGACUCAAACGUCCAUAUCUUCAAUAAGAGGAUCAAAAAACUCAUCAGAAGUCUCCUCAGAGCCAGGCGAAGAGGAAGAACCUACGGAAGGGGCCUUUGAGGGUCAUUCAGCUUCAGUGAAUGCAAUUCAGAUUUUUGGGAAUUUGUUGUACACCUGCUCAGCAGACAAAACCAUCCAUGCAUAUAACUUGGUGAGCAGGAAGUGUGUUGGUGUCUUUGAAGGGCACACCUCGAAAGUGAACUGCAUCCUGGUGACUCAGACAACAGGGAAGAAUGCAGUGCUCUAUUCGGGAUCCAGUGACCACAAUUUAAAUUGUUACAACAUCAAGACUAGGGAACUUGUGGAUCAAAUUAAAUUGGACGAUCGUAUACUCUGCCUGCACAGUAGAUGGAGAAUUCUUUAUGCCGGACUUGCUAAUGGCAGUGUGGCCACUUUCAGUAUAAAGAAUAACAAACCGCUUGAUAACUUUGAGUGCCAUGCUCCUAGGGCAAUCAGUUGUCUUGCCACAGCUCAGGAAGGAGCACGGAGGUUGCUGAUUGUGGGAUCCUACGAUUGUACAAUCAGUGUGCGAGAUGCCCGGAAUGGUUUGUUGCUUCGAACCCUUGAAGGUCAUAGCAAAACGGUGCUCUGUAUGAAGGUUGUGAAUGAUCUGGUCUUCAGUGGUUCCAGUGACCAGUCUGUCCAUGCCCACAAUAUACAUACUGGAGAGCUGGUGCGGAUUUAUAAAGGACACAACCAUGCAGUGACAGUCGUGAACAUCCUGGGUAAAGUGAUGUUAACAGCUUGCUUGGACAAAUGUGUUCGCGUUUAUGAGCUACAGUCCCAUGAUCGUUUGCAAGUCUACGGAGGACACUCGGAUAUGAUUAUGUGCAUGACCAUUCACAAGAGCAUGAUCUACACUGGCUGCUACGAUGGUAGUAUCCAAGCUGUGCGGCUCAACUUGAUGCAGAAUUAUCGUUGUUGGUGGCACGGGUGUUCGCUGAUAUUUGGAGUUGUGGACCACCUGAAACAGCAUUUGUUAAAUGACCAUACAAAUCCAAAUUUUCAAACGCUGAAAUGUCGCUGGAAAAAUUGUGAUGCUUUCUUCACUUCUCGAAAAUGUUCCAAGCAGGAUGCUGUGGGACAUAUUGAAAAACAUGCAGAAGAAGAUAGCAAGAUUGACUCAUGAAGGUGGUUCUUUUUUUUUUUUGCCUCCCACAUUGGGAAGUACCUUUUAUAUACUGGAAGUAUUCCAUGCCUUGUCCACCUCUUGCCCUCUCCUUUUUCCACCUUCAGUUUAUAUUUGGACUGCAAAAAGGACGUGGGCCCUUUUCUUUUCUUUUUUUGCUACAGAGACAGCAUCUUACUUGCAACUCUGUAGAGAAGGGAAUGAUGAACAGACUCAGACCAAACAAAUUGUUUUGAUUUGUUAGCAGAAACAAAAAAAAAAAAAAUUCCUGUUAUCCUAUCAAAGAAGUACAUUGUGCACAUCUAAGCCUUUAUUAGUACUCACAUUGGUGCCUAAAAAACACUGUUGAGCCAUCUAUUUUUAUGUUGUAUGCAGGAUUGCCCAGACAUUUUACACUUCUGGCUUUAAACAAUUUAAAUAAAGAAACAGCAACUCAGACUAGAAAUACCAACAAAGCAUUCAGCUCUCUAUUUCUUUUCAUUAUAACAUCUUUUGAUGAAAGUUAUUAAUGGGGAAUAUUAGAAGAAAUGGAUUCCUUUUUUAUUUUUGGUUGAUCUUCAGCGGGCUAUCUUAAAUUCCAAAUGCCACAUCUGUGCAGUGAGUUCCACAGCCCUUGUACCUCUCUGUAUCUGUUACAAAGAGGUUUGUGAUGAUGUGCAACACACUGCAUUGCUUAAACAGCAAAAUAGCUGUUUUUGUUAAUGCUGAAAUCAAUUAAGUAACUUCAGUCCAUUGAUUUCAUUGGGUGUACUCUUAUAACUUAGGGGGUAUCACCGAUUUACUGUAACUUUUUUGUUAUUUUUAUAUUGAUAAGCACGUUGAUGCAAAGACCACUGCAGAUAAUGAUUUUGGCUUUUAAACAUUCGUUAUCUGUAUGUUUAUAUCCAGUGCUCUCUUGCCACAUUAAUGGGACUAUACCCCUGAUUCGUAAGAGCUUGUCUUGUAAAUGGAUGACCUUGUGGUGUUUUUAAAUUGCUGAGUUUUUGGAGUGUCCACCUCUUUCUGUCCAGCACCCUAUAUUUUCAAUGUAGCUUUUGGAUGGCCAUCUUCUCCUACUAUAAUCUGGUUUUGUUUCUGAUGACUACAUGAUUCAAAGUUACCAUGCAACAGAAAAUGCUGCGGGUGUAAAAUGCGAAAUUGUGAAGUCCAAGGAGCCCAAGCAGAAGCUGAGAGUAUUGUGUGUGUGUGUGUGUGUGUUUUGCCACCAUCUACUGCAUAAUGACUGAAGUAGCAACCUGAGAAACUAAUGCAAUUUUAAAACAAUAGUCACAAUGCAAAGAAAUGAAAGUUGUGCAUGUGUGUUGGAAAGAAGUGUGCAUACAUGCAGUGGUGUUUGGGGUUUUUUUGAGGCAGCAGUUCCUAGUUUGGUUCAUGAAGAGUUUUGUUCCUUAAGUCUCAGCCAGUGUUUUUGUUCUCAUCGGCUUCAGUCUUUUUCUGGAUUGUUUCAGAGGAAAACUGGAAUUCUCAAUAACAGUCUAGAGCUGUCUGGCUGUGUAAGUCUUGACUUGUUUCAGUUUUCUUACUUCAGAUUAUGUAUACGUAUUAAAAGAGCAAUGUGUGUUUGAAAUCAGCAUUUUAAAAGUGAAAGAUAAUGCUCCCAUACGGAAAGUGUUCUCAGCAGCUUGGUGCAAGACAGGCAGCUCCAACCUUCGGCCCUCCAGAUGUUUUGGACUACAAUUCCCAUCUUCCCUGACCGCUGGUCCUGUUAGCUAGGGAUCAUGGGAGUUGUAGGCCAAAACAUCUGGAGGGCCGCAGUUUGGGGAUGCCUGGUGUAAGAUAUAGAACAGGCCUACAGCUGGAGAUUGUGUUUCACCUCGCCAGGUUGCCAAAGAACUUGGAGAUAUUAAGGACUUUUGGAACAAUCUCCAGUAUUCUUACUGCAUUUUAAGCCUUAGCUUUUUGAUGAGUGAAAAAGACCAUGAAGGAAAUAUCACCCCACCCCAAUACCUACAAAUCUGGCUUCCAUGAUCUUAAGAAAUUGCGCUAGUAGAGAAGUGAAACAAGUUCUCCCUUUGAAAUCACUAUGUCUGUCUCAAGAUACAGUGUUCUGCCUUUCGCACAUGUCCAAACUGUCUUCAAACCAGCUUGCUGCUAAGGGUUCUGUUGUUGGAAAGGAGAAAACUUUCCGAUGAGUAGUGGUAACCUUCUGCAAUCUGUUUGUGGGAAGUUUCUGAGGCGUGUUGUCUUCUGUUGCCAUUUUUGAGAGCUUUUCUCACACUGAGACCAUCAGAAAUAAAUAAUAAAGUGAGCAAAUUGUUGGCGCAUUCAGUCCAUAGAUGGGAGCAUGUAAGUGUUUCUGUGUGUGUGUUUUAAAAAAAGGAUUGUUUUUAUAUCUUCCUUAGUUGAAUGUGAUUGAAAUGAAAUUGCAGAGCCAGGGAGUGUAAGAAAAUUAUGUGGAGUGCAGUGUUUGUCUUGUGAAUGGAUUUUAAUUUUGCAUCAUCCUCAAAGGUUCUUCUCUUUACUGGAAGAGGAUGGUUACUUUUUGUUGUUGUUGCAAAAAUGUAUUCUUAAGUGUGUGUUUUACUAAAUUGUUGCAAGUGAUGCACAACUUGCACUAGUUACUUACGUUCUUGGUUGUUUUGGUAGAUAAGAGGUGUGAGUGUGUGUGUUUUUAAGGUGAGUGUGAAGACAGAUUUUCCUUUAAUCCAUUUUGGGAUGCUUAGAUUGGCCUUCUCCAACAUGGUGCCCUCCAGAUGUGUUGAACUGCAACAUCAGCCCCCAGCCAGCAUGGCCAAUGAUCAGGGAUGAUUGUAGUCUAGAACAAGUGGAAAGCACUAUGUUAGGGAAUACUGCCUUAGAUAAUUUUCAAAUUGGUUUAGCAAUAAGGUUGAGUCAUGUCUUAACAAAAGUUGGUUCCAUAUGUUUCAGUUCACUGCGGUAAUUUCUCCCUAGAAACUGCAGAGUUUCUUCAUUCAGAUUGUAUUUUUUUUCUUCUUUUUAGUUUUUUGGUUUGAGGUUCUGUUCUCUUAAUUCUCCCUUCAGAUUCUGCCAAAGGCAAGGAGACAGAAAGGAUAGUAGUAAUAUGUUAAUUGUAGGAAUACAAGAUGAUGUAUUCCUUAGACUGUCAUGUUCUUGGUUCUGGCUUUCUGGCACCGUUCCACAUGGAAGUCGAAAUUAUCUUGAAAAUUUUGAAAGAGAAACAUUGUGCAUUUUGGGGGGGGGACUAGUCUUGGAAAGGAAAUAGAAAUGAAGUGGAAGAGGGGGAGUUGUGGAGUGUUCUUGCAUUGUGUGGAAAGUGUGUUAAUGUAUGUGUUACUGUUUGAGUAAGCUGUUGUGUUGCUGCAUCUGAAAUGAAUUUGGACUGCAUUGCUAGUGCAGUUUCCCUACACAAUAGUGUUUUUUUUUAAUGCCAUUUAUCUUGUUGAUUGGAUGCAAGUGUUUGUUUGGUGUGUGUGCUGCAGCUAUGCUGCAGGGGAAUGGUUUGCAUAUCACCUUUCAGGGAAUUGGCUCAGCUAUUCAGCUGUUUGCAUCUUUUGUGCCGUUAAACGCAACUGAAUGUCAUCGGCUACCCCAGCUUCUGUUUGCCCCUUGAGACAAAUACUUGGGCUUGAAGGAAUAGACCUCUGUAAUGUUAAAUCAAAACACAAAAGUGACAGUCCACAUCCCAGCUGAAUUGAGUAGUUAAACUCCCAUCUUAAUGGCUCUGGAUUUUAUCCUAAAUGUCAAGUAGAAUAUAAACCUAUGUUCAAGCUUCAUGGUUGUCUUUAAAAGUGCAAGUUCUAGAUUCGUAUUUGUAGAGCUCCUACACCUUGAGUGGCAGUUAGUUAAAAAUCAGUGUGAAAGCAAUGCAACCGCUAGCUAACUUGCCCUUCCUAGAUCUUUAGGGUCCUAGCAGGAUGGCUUUCACAUAGCAUUGUAUGACAAAAGUACGAACUUCUCAUUUUCCUUCAUGUGCAGUACUAUGAUCUUAACACAACUAGGAUGUCUCAAUUUAUAUACCUUGUGAGGCAAGAACAGAUUGGUGUGACCAUGAAUAAUACUAGUUGAGAAACUGCAUAGGUAAUACACACUAUAACAAAUGUAUUCGCAGCUUUCGCAACUCAUUUUGUUUCAGUUGGAUGACCUGUGUGGCUCAUAUGCACAAAGUGACUUGGUCUUUCCUUUCCUUUUUUUUACUACAAAGCUGUGAAGUAAAAAAACAAAACAGACAAUAAAAACUACUUUGUACCAAGAGAAA